GGCCAAGCAUUCGCAAAAACUCUCGCGAUGCUCGCCAAAUUUGUCCUCCUCGCGUCGGUUCUCGCCGUGGCCCACUGCGAUACCGACGACAACACGCUGCUCUCCAGGGCGCACAACCAGUUUGGCGUGAACCUGCUGAAGUACCUCGCAGCCCAGGAGCCCUCGUCGAAUGUAUUCUUCUCGCCGACCAGCAUUGCCGCCGCGUUUGGUAUGGCCUACGUCGGCGCCAGGGGAAACUCGGAGGCCGAGCUGGAUUCGGUGUUCGGUCACACCGCUCUCGGCCUUACCGGCCGAGACAGAGUGCUCGCCGCGUACAAAAACCUCCUGGAACUCGCGACCUCGCCCAACGUCACUCUGGACGUGGCCAACAUGGUCCUAGCGCAGGUAGGCUUUCCCAUAUCGGAAAGCUACAAACAGCAGCUGCGCGAAAUCUUUGAUGCGGAUGUGAGGUCUGCCGACUUCCACGGGGACGGUCCGAGGGUAGCGGCAGAAGUUAAUGCGUGGGUGCGUGAAAAGACCAGGGGCAAGAUCUCCGGCAUCUUACCAGAGGGUCAGCCGCUGGACAUCGUGCUCUUCAUCCUGAACGCCGUCUACUUCAAGGGCACCUGGGUGACCCCAUUCAACACCCGUGAGACGGUGGACAAGCCUUUCCUCAACCUUGGAACCAGCGAGGUGAGCAAACCGGCGAUGCACCUCAGGACGCGUCUUCCGCACACAAGAGUAGAUGCCUAUCACGCCUCUGCCGUGGAGAUACCGUACGAGGGAGACAGGUUCAGCAUGGUGGUCCUGCUUCCGGACAACCCAACUGGACUCGCGGCGGUCCGGGACGGCAUGUCGCUCGACAUGCUCGAAGACGUCAGCAGCAAGCUAAGCUUUAGGGAGGUCAAGCUCCAGCUGCCCAAGUUUGAAAUGAGCCUUCGUUACAGCUUGGUGCCAGCGAUGAAGGCCCUCGGUUUGAACUCUCUCUUCGGCGGAUCGGCCAACUUCAGUGGUAUCAGCGAAAGCGUCCUGGUGAGGAUAUCAGAUGCUGUGCACAAGGCGGCCGUCGAGGUGAACGAGGAAGGAACCAUCGCGACCGCAGUGACUGGGCUCUCGUUCGUGCCCCUCUCGGGGCUCUACAACCCAGAGCCGCCCAUCGAGUUCAUCGUGAACCACCCCUUCCUCUACUACAUCAGGGACAGGAGCACCAACCGGGUUCUCUUCAUCGGAGAGGUUCACACGCUCUGAUACGCCGAGUCUUUCCUUCGCACUCCGGUACACCAGGACUUUCGAGUGAUGGAAAUGUGCCACUAAAAUUACAACGUAAGAAAACGCAGCUUUCAAAUAAAGUGCGCCAUUUUAGUACA
Molecule: messenger RNA, 1346 nt
Organism: Dermacentor andersoni
Lineage: Eukaryota; Metazoa; Arthropoda; Arachnida; Ixodida; Ixodidae
Product: iripin-2-like
Molecular function (GO): serine-type endopeptidase inhibitor activity
Source: RefSeq, a predicted model, not a curated record